UGAUUCACAAGCCCCUCAAUGUGUUCAGCGGAUGCUGGAGCUUCCUGAAAGACCAAUCUAGACCAAGGUGUGUCACCGAGCUUGGAAAGCUGUUUCCUCUACCUUAGUUGGUGAGGAAGUUGUCUUUAGUAAGCAAGUUUGGUAGCAACCAGGAAGACAUCGUGAAGCUAUCUGGUGAUUUCCCGGAAUUCGAACCCUUUCUCGUGUCUAUUUACGCACUCUUCAAUAUAGAAGAGAGGAUCUAUAAUCUCCCCGUGCACUGCGAUUACUACAUCCCACGACACCACUCAUGACACCACGCACGAUGGCCAAAAAGAAAGUUCUAGUCUGCUAUGGCGUCGACAUUGAUGCCGUCGCUGGCUGGCUUGGAUCUUAUGGCGGGGAGGAUAGCACCAGCGAUAUCAGUCGAGGUCUCUGGGCAGGUACCGUGGGUACCAGACGUCUACUGAAACUCUUCGAGAAAUACAACAUCAAGGCAUCAUGGUUCAUCCCGGGACAUUCCCUUGAAACCUUUCCAGAAGAGUGCGCUAUGGUUAGAGAUGCGGGUCACGAGAUUGGACUGCAUGGAUACAGCCACGAAAACCCCGUUGACAUGUCUUUUGAACAGCAACGCGAUGUCCUCGACAAGACAUUCCGCAUGCUGACCGACUUCUGUGGCAAGCCGCCACGUGGAAGCGUCGCUCCUUGGUGGGAAGUUAGCAGGGAGGGAACGGAACUCAUGCUGAGCUAUGGCAUCGAGUACGACCAUUCGAUGUCUCACGAGGAUUGCCAGAUGUACUGGCUUCGAACCGGCGACUCCUGGACCAAGAUCGACUACACCAAGAAAGCUGAGGAGUGGAUGAAGCCCCUUGUCAAGGGUACGCCAACGGGAAUGGUUGAGAUUCCCGGAUCGUGGUACAUUGAUGAUCUCCCACCCAUGAUGUUCAUAAAGAACUCGGCCAAUUCCCAUGGCUGGGUCAACCCAAGGGAUGUGGAGGAUAUCUGGCGAGAUCAUUUCGACUACUUCUACCGUGAAUAUGAUGAGUUCAUCUUCCCAAUGACAAUUCACCCUGACGUGUCUGGGAGACCUCACGUUCUGCUGAUGCAUGAGAGAAUCAUUGAGCAUAUCAACAAGCAUGAAGGUGUUGAGUGGGUUACAAUGGCAGAGAUGUGUGAUUACUUCAAGAGCAAGAAUAACCCCCCGAGGGUGCGAUGAUGCCUGCACCCCCUGGUGAGAUCUUGAAGAAGAGCACAGUGUAAUUAAUUACACCAAAGAGGACAACAAAUGAAGCUGCACUAUAUUUGACUUGAUCCCUACGCGGGAGACUUACUCAACACAAAUGAAGACGUCAUUUCAGACCUAUCAAAUAAGAAUUCCCCUAAGAACAAAUA
This is a messenger RNA of Pseudomassariella vexata, 1371 nucleotides long. RefSeq names its product polysaccharide deacetylase family protein. The transcript is spliced from 7 exons. Gene Ontology annotation, biological process: carbohydrate metabolic process. The coding region runs from base 290 to 1195 and encodes 301 amino acids. NCBI's taxonomy places the organism in Eukaryota, Fungi, Ascomycota, Sordariomycetes, Amphisphaeriales, Pseudomassariaceae. The record is from RefSeq and is a predicted model, not a curated record. Gene Ontology annotation, molecular function: hydrolase activity, acting on carbon-nitrogen (but not peptide) bonds.